Lobosporangium transversale is the source of this 495-nucleotide messenger RNA. RefSeq lists its product as hypothetical. NCBI's taxonomy places the organism in Eukaryota, Fungi, Mortierellomycota, Mortierellomycetes, Mortierellales, Mortierellaceae. The record is from RefSeq and is a predicted model, not a curated record. Gene Ontology annotation, biological process: vacuole fusion, non-autophagic. Gene Ontology annotation, molecular function: endopeptidase inhibitor activity. The transcript is spliced from 3 exons. Bases 87 to 470 code for a protein of 127 amino acids.
CCCUUCUUCUCGAUACCAAUCUAUUUUUUUAUUUUAUCUUUUUUCUUUUAUCAAGAACAAGAACAUCGAUAUCAAUUAUCAUCAUCAUGGCCUCCAACAACCCCUUCUCCGCUUCGGUCCUCCCUGUCGGUACUCAGAAUCCGGGUGACAACGUCGCAAAGCCCUUGGCUGUUCCUCCCGGUAGUGCUCCCGAGAGCACUCCUAACAACUCAGAGAACUUGAAGCAUGGUACCAACAAGAUGAUUGUUGUCUUCAAGCCCGAGACUCCUCAUGAAGAGGUUGACAAAGCUGAGGAGGACAUUCGCUCUCAGGGUGGUAAAGUCACUCAGAGCUACAGGUCUGCCUUGUUAGGCUUUGCUGCUGAAAUGCCCGACUUCCAGGUCCAAACAUUGACGACCAAUCCUAACCUUCACUAUAUGGAGCCUGAUGGUGAAGUCACUGCCUAUGCUCAGUCACUUAUUAGCAAGUAAAAAAAAAAAAAAAAAAAAAAGAAAA